CCACAGCUAGAACCAUCUCGAGACACUCACCCAUACACACACCCACACACACGCACGUCUUCAUCCAAUCCUACCAGGUUCUCCACCUGCUCCCAUCUCCUCCCCGCCUCGUUGCGAACAUAACACCCUCCCAGACCACUCACCACAAUGACGACCGAAGCCCCCCGAUUCGACAUCCAGGACAACAGCUACCGCAUCAAGGAGGCGCGGCGCAACCGGUACCUGACGUUCGACGACGACGCGCACGACAACGUGGUGACGAUGGAGGACGCCAAGGUGUACUGGACUGUGCAGAUGCGGUCCAACAGCGGUGAUGCCACCAUCACGGAGAAGAACUCUGAGAACGUGCUGGACUGCGAGGGCGGCGCGGGGCCGAACGUUAUCCUCUACUCCAUCAACGGCAACGGCACCGAUAACCAGCGCUGGGUCAUCACCGAGACUGGCGAUGACGAUCAUAGCCAGUACAUCGAGUCCGUGCAGAACAACAACCACGUCCUGGUUGCCGACCCAGGCCACAGCCGCAAGUGCAACGUGCACAUCGCGCGUAAGGGCAGCUCGGUCAACGAGAAGUGGGUCUUCGUCAAGCAGUAGAUCGCGACGACCACCACGCGUCCUGGCGCGGUGCGGUCUUGACUCUUGAGGAGGAGCAGAGUAUUUGGUUUUUUUUAUGUGAUGGGUUGCAGUUGGGAUGCUAGCUAGCUGCUUGAGCGGGAUGGGAUUCAUCAUGCGUCAUGAACAUGAUGCCAUUCUUCUAUACUCUCAUUUAUUCGAUCUUGGUCUGCAAUUUUUUCCGUUGCUGCGGAAACACGCUCGA
Messenger RNA from Tricharina praecox, 814 nucleotides. RefSeq lists its product as uncharacterized. The transcript is spliced from 2 exons. Bases 148 to 591 code for a protein of 147 amino acids. NCBI's taxonomy places the organism in Eukaryota, Fungi, Ascomycota, Pezizomycetes, Pezizales, Pyronemataceae. The record is from RefSeq and is a predicted model, not a curated record.